AUGGCUGACGCAGACGCAGCAGCCAGCAACACCUGGAACGGCGACGCCGCACGCACCGCCGCACGCGACGACGAACCACAGUGGAACGGCGGUCGCAGCCCUUCCCCCAGGGGCGCAGCCACCCCUCCCCGCCGCGAGCGAGAACGCUCCAGGUCCCCCGCUCGCCGAAACGAAGACGACCGUCCCAGCAGGGCCGACCGCUCUGGCGAGACCAACCCUGGAAACAACCUCCACGUCUCGGGUCUCAGCACCAAAGUCACCGACCGCGACCUCGAAGAGGCCUUUGGCAAGUUUGGCGCCAUCGAAAAGGCACAGGUAAUGUACGACCCCCACACACGCGAGCCCCGCGGCUUCGCCUUUGUCACCUUUGUCAAGCCCGAAGAGGCCGAGGCCGCCAUGGCCGCCCUCAACGGCACCGACUUCCAGGGCCGCCGCAUGACUGUCGACAAGGCCCGUCGCGGCCGCGCCCGUACUCCCACCCCCGGCCGCUACUUUGGCCCGCCCAAGCGAGGCGACGAACCCCGUGGUGGCGGCCCGGGAUACGGACGCGGCCCUUACGACCGCGGCUACGGACCCCCGCCCCGUGGCGGCUACCCGCCGCCCUUCCCUCCGCGCGAUCCCUACGACAGGUACGGCAUGCCGCCUCCCAUGGGCGGCCGCCCGCUCUCGCCUCCCUCGAUGCGUGACCCCUACGACCGCUACGCGCGCGGCCCCCCGCCGCCUCGCGACUACCCUCCCCGCGACCGCGACUACCUCCCUCCUCCCCGCGGCAUCCCCGGCGACUACCCUCCGCCGCGCGACUACCCCAGGGGCCCGCCGCCGGCCGACUACCCUCCGCCGCGUGGCGGCUACCGUGACCUCUCGCCCCCGCCUCGCGGACGCUACGACGAUGUGCCCCCGCCUCCGCGUGGCGGCGUGCCCCCGCGCGGCUACGGCGACCUCCCCCCGCCUCCCCGCGGCGGUCCCGGUCGCUACGACGACCUGCCCCCGCGCAGGUACUGA
Molecule: messenger RNA, 1002 nt
Organism: Pseudozyma flocculosa PF-1
Lineage: Eukaryota; Fungi; Basidiomycota; Ustilaginomycetes; Ustilaginales; Ustilaginaceae
Exons: 5
Coding region: 1-1002 (333 amino acids)
Biological process (GO): positive regulation of mRNA splicing, via spliceosome
Cellular component (GO): spliceosomal complex
Molecular function (GO): RNA binding
Source: RefSeq, a predicted model, not a curated record